This is a messenger RNA of Corylus avellana, 440 nucleotides long. Its product is annotated as gibberellin-regulated protein 2-like. Lineage: Eukaryota; Viridiplantae; Streptophyta; Magnoliopsida; Fagales; Betulaceae. The record is from RefSeq and is a predicted model, not a curated record.
AUGGCCUGCACCAAGACCAGAUUUAUGUCCACCAUAAUUUUCUUUAUUCUAAUUUUACACGAGAUGGGGAUCUCCAGUGGACGGCAGUUGAUCAAAGAGCAGAUGAUAGACUGCAAUGGGAAGUGUGGUUACCGGUGCAGCAAGGCAUCUCGGCAUAAGAUGUGCAUCAGGGCAUGCAAUUCGUGCUGCCAGAGGUGCAACUGCGUGCCUCCAGGAACCUACGGCAACUAUAAUGCUUGCCCUUGCUAUGCCAAUAUGACGACUCAUGGCGGUAGACACAAAUGUCCUUAAUUAAGUUAGAAUAAUGCUAAAAAUUAUAUUUUUAUUUCAUAAUUAUUCCACGAUAUUAACGUGUUAGUCUCAAUGAACCCGGAAAAAAAAUAAUAAUAAUUGAUUGAGACUGACACAUUGACAUUGUAGAAUAUAUAGUUGUGAAAUAA